AAUGAUAAAGGAAAAUGAAGAGAUAUCUUUUGAAAAUGGAUAACCUAAUCAGGUUGGUCUACUAAAAAAGCCAAAAAAGAAAAAUGAAUAUGAUUAUCAUAGAAAAAAACGAAGAUGUGCUGAUGGAACAAAUAAUAAAAAGUCAGGAUAAAAUUUUUCAUUAGAAGAUGAUAAACGUAUUUUAUAGUUGGUGCUUAAAAAUGGACCUAAAUUUUAAAAGAUUCAUAGACAUUUUCAUGGAAAAACAUUAGCUAUGGUGAAAAAUAGAUAUUAUAAGUAUUUACGCUUUAGAUGGGAAAUAUUAGGAUAGUAUCAUAUUAUUAAUUUUAGAAAUUACAAACAUUUAAGUGUUACCUAAGAAUAAUUAAAAACAUUAUGUGAACAACAAAAAAAUGUAAGCAAAAUAUUGAGUGCAGAAAAAGAUGAUCUUAUCUCUCAAAUAACAUCACGAACUACAUUACUUUAGAAUGCUCGAAUGUUUGUUGAAUUUAUAGUUGAAUAAUUGUUAUGA
This is a messenger RNA of Paramecium primaurelia, 511 nucleotides long. The record is from the annotation of a GenBank genome assembly. NCBI's taxonomy places the organism in Eukaryota, Ciliophora, Oligohymenophorea, Peniculida, Parameciidae.